AUCAUCAAUCUUCUUAUAGUACACAGUCUUGCCAUCUCAAUAUUGAGUCUUCCAACGGUGACUAUACAGUUGAUUUGGACUGCCUAAUUUUACCAGAAGUAACAAAGGUUUUACCCACUUCUUUUGUCAAUAUAGAGAAUAUUCCUAUUCCGUCAAGCCUUCACUUAGCUGACCCUACAUUUAAUAUUCCGUCUGUAAUUGACAUUCUACUUGGGGCUGAAAUAUUCUGGAGUGUAGUAGGCUCCGCUUCUAUUGAUUUGGGCAAACAAAUGCCUAAGUUAUGUGAGACAAAGUUCGGAUGGAUCGUAUCUGGUCCAGUCUUCAGGGGACCUUCAUUUCACACCACUCGACACUCACAUUUUUGUAACUUUGCCAAUCCCAGUGAUACUCCAAACCUGUCUAAAUUCUGGGAACUCGACUCGGUUCCUCCAAAACACUCACUAUCCCCAGAAGAAAGAGCGUGCGAGUUAAGCUUCACCCAGAACACAUGUAGGAACAAGGAUGGCAAAUUUACUGUUACGAUGCCCUUAAAAGAUGAUCCUACAGUUUUAGGGGAAUCAUACACUAUGGCAAAGCAUCGAUUUCUGUCUUUAGAGCGGCGUUUUCAACGUGAUCCUGACUACAAGGCUACAUACGUUGAAUUCAUGAAUGAAUACGAACGCCUUGGUCACAUGACUGAAAAUGUCAACAUUACAACACCACAUUCAGGUCACGUUGAAUACUUCAUACCACAUCAUGGUGUAAUAAGAGAGUCAAGCACUACUACUAAAUUAAGAAGCGUAUUCGAUGCUUCAGCUCCAUCAUCCUCAGGCCUCUCACUCAACGACCUUCAAAUGGUAGGCCCCAAGGUUCAAGAGGACCUCUUGUCGAUCUUGCUGCGGUUUCGGCAGCAUAAAUACGUUGUUUCUGGGGAUGUUGAAAAAAUGUAUCGCUGCAUCGAAAUAGCAACGUCGCAAAGACCUCUUCUUCAAAUUAUUUUUCGCAAUGACCCAAAAAAGCCACUUAAAACAUAUAGUCUCAACACGGUCACGUAUGGAACUGCGUCAGCUCCUUACUUAGCUACCAAAUGCUUGGUUAGCCUGGCGGACGCAGCCUCUACUGAAGAUGUGAGGUCCGCAAUAGCACGAGACUUCUAUGUUGAUGACUAUUUAGGUGGGGGUGCAUCUAUACCUGAGACAAUAGCACUCGUCAAAGAGGUCACAAACAUUCUGUCCUCAGCUCAUUUUUAUUUAAGAAAAUGGCAAUCUAACAGCCCAGAUAUUCUAAAGGCCAUUUUAGGGGAUUCUAAUCAGGAAAGUCCCACCUUUUUAAAUCUUUCAGACCACAACACCCCAUCUAAAACCUUAGGUUUGAACUGGCUAUGCAACUCAGACGACUUGUCGUUUUCAAUAAAUAUUGACCAUGUAGAAAAGGUCACAAAACGACACAUUUUGUCAGUAAUUAGCCAAAUAUUCGAUCCCCUAGGAUUAGUCGGCCCUUGUAUUGUCGAAGCAAAAACAAUAAUGCAAAGACUUUGGAUUGAUAAAUGUGAGUGGGACAGUAAAGUUUCUCUGGAGAUUGACAAUAUGUGGAGAAUGUUUGUGUCAACGCUUCCUUAUUUAAAUAAUCUAAAAAUUCACCGCUGGGUUUCUUUCGAAUCGGCUGUGAACCAUGAAAUUCACGUUUUCUCUGAUGCAUCCGAGAGGGCUUAUGGCGCAUGUGUAUAUAUUCGAUCCAUUAGUCAAACUGGCUCUAUCACAGUUCGUCUCCUUCUGUCCAGGAACCGUGUAGCACCGAUUAAAUCCGUUACGAUCCCACGGCUUGAACUUUGUGCCGCACUAUUGGGGUCAAGACUGUGUACAACCGUUCUUGAGUCACUGACAAUGCCAAUCCAACAAUGCUUCUUUUGGUGCGACUCGAUGAUCGUACUCGGUUGGCUGAAUACUCCUUCGAAUCAGCUCAAACCCUUUGUGCGUAAUCGAGUCAACGAAAUUGUUGAGAGUUCUGCCGGUCACAUGUGGAGGUAUGUACCGUCGAAAGAUAAUCCGGCGGAUCUUCUUUCUCGCGGGGCGAAGGCUGACACUAUCGGUGAUAAUACUCUGUGGUGGUCAAGCCCAAGCUAUUUACAAAAUGAUGAACAGGACUGGCCUACUAUGCCGACAAAUAGCGUGAAACAAGAUUUGCGUGAAAUCAUUUCACACUUUAUUUAUAAUAAUAAUCAAUCAUCUAACGCUAAUCAAUCACCAACCAUCAUACAAUCAUUAAUUCACUAUCAUUCUAAUUUCAAUCGCUUACAAAGAGUCUUAGCCUAUAUUAAAAGGUUUAUUUACAAUUUAAAAAAUAAAAACUCUAAACUACACGGCGCUCUUUCUAGCGAUGAGUUAAACGAUUCAUUGAUGUGUUUACUACGCAGCGCACAAAGAGAGAUGUUUCCGGAGGAACUAAAUAUUUUGGAGUCGGAAAGAUCUCUACCGCGUAAAAAUAGACUUAUUUCAUUAACGCCAUUUCUGGACUCUGAAAAGGUCGUACGAGUGGGCGGUAGACUCGAUAAUUCUCCUUACGACUACAAUAUUAAAUACCCAAUACUGCUUUGUAGUAAACACCACUUAACUAAAAUGCUAUUUCAUGUGCAACAUUUGAAAAUGCUUCAUGCAGGGCCUCAACUUUUACUGGCAAAUUUGCGUCUUAACUAUUGGACUUUAGGUGGCAGGAAUCUUGCUAGGUCAAUUGUCAGACAAUGUGUCAAAUGUUUUAGAUUUAAAUGCCAAAAUAUACAACCUAUAAUGGGACAGCUGCCUUUAUCAAGAACUAACUUAGAAUAUCCCUUUUUUGAUUGCAGUGUUGAUUAUGCUGGUCCUGUACUCAUAGCAGACCGUAAAGGUCGGGGUUGUAAGCUCACAAAAUCAUACCUAUGCAUCUUCGUUUGUCACGCAACUAGAGCAGUGCAUCUAGAGCCCGUCACUGACCUCACAAAAGAGGGCUUCAUCGCAGCACUUAAUCGUUUCGUUUCUCGCCGCGGCAAACCGCAAAGCAUCUUGUCUGACAACGGCACGAAUUUUGUCGGAGCCCAUAAUGAGCUACAAAAAUUCUUAACCGACUCAUCUUCUGAUGUUGCAUGUGAGAUGUCUCGUGAAGGCAUCAGCUUCUCAUUCUCACCGCCAUAUUCACCUCAUUUCAACGCAAUGGCCGAAGCCGCGGUUCGCUCUACCAAGCACCAUUUGAGGAGGUUGUUGAGUCUCACUAACUUCACAUAUGAAGAGUUAGCAACCUGUCUGUGUCAGAUCGAGGCCGUUUUGAAUUCUCGUCCACUAACUCCUCUAUCCACCGAUCCUUCCGAUUUUUCUGCUCUCACUCCUUCCCAUUUUUUAAUUGGACGACCACUUACGUCUGUACCGUGUCCGCAGAUCCCUGAGAAGAACAUCAGCUGCUUUGACCGAUUCAAGAGGAUUGAAUACAUCCGACAGCACUUCUGGCAGAGAUUUUCUCAUGAGUACAUUUCCUUGCUUCAGCAAAAAACCAAGUGGUCCACUUCUUCUGGCCAGCUCACUGAAGGAAUGCUCGUGCUUCUUCGGGACAAGGCGCUACCACCGUUAGUUUGGGCCUUGGGUCGCGUGGUGCGCACCUAUCCUGGACCCGACGGCGUUACCAGAGUCGCCGAACUAAAAACGAGGAGAGGCAACGUCACAAGAGGGUUCAACAACAUUUGCCCUCUUCCCUUUGAAGAGGUCAAGGGGCGGGAGGAUGUUCGCGCCCGGGCAACUGGCCUUGGAGCGGGCGACGCAGUGAAAGGUGCCGGGAGCGACGACGGCGGCGCGUGAAGGCGAUCCCACACUUGGCCACCGAGCGGCGCGCACGACACUCAUACUUACGCAUAGUAAUUUCAUUAAUAACCUGUUGUUGUGGCUUCGUUUAUAUACAGAAAUUAUAAUAACUUUAAUACAGUCCACUCGCGUUAUUAUUCAAGACCUGAGG
Molecule: messenger RNA, 3951 nt
Organism: Ostrinia furnacalis (Asian corn borer)
Lineage: Eukaryota; Metazoa; Arthropoda; Insecta; Lepidoptera; Crambidae
Exons: 2
Coding region: 270-3797 (1175 amino acids)
Biological process (GO): DNA integration
Molecular function (GO): nucleic acid binding
Source: RefSeq, a predicted model, not a curated record